AUGUCUUCCUUCGAGCCAGUUGUCGUCGUCGAUGGCAAGGGCCACCUCCUUGGUCGUCUCGCCUCCAUUGUUGCUAAGCAGCUCCUCAACGGCCAGAAGGUUGUCGUUGUCCGCUGCGAGGCCCUCAACAUCUCUGGCGAGUUCUUCCGCUCAAAGCUCAAGUACCACGCCUACCUCCGCAAGAUGACCCGUUUCAACCCUACCCGCGGUGGUCCUUUCCACUUCCGCGCUCCCUCCCGCAUCUUCUACAAGGCCGUCCGUGGCAUGAUCCCUCACAAGACUGCCCGCGGUGCCGCCGCCCUGGAGCGCCUCAAGGUCUUUGAGGGUGUCCCCCCCCCCUACGACAAGAAGAAGAAGAUGGUCGUUCCCCAGGCCCUCCGCGUUCUCCGUCUGCAGCCCGGCCGCAAGUACUGCACCGUCGGCCGUCUCAGCCACGAGGUUGGCUGGAAGUACCAGGACGUCGUCGCCCGCCUGGAGGAGAGAAGAAAGGCCAAGGGCGCCGCUUACUACGAGCGCAAGCGUGUUGCCGCCCGCCAAAUCGCCGACGCCAAGAAGACCGCCGCCGGCAAGAGCCAGGCUACCAAGAAGCUUGCUGCUCUCGGCUACUAA
Molecule: messenger RNA, 609 nt
Organism: Beauveria bassiana ARSEF 2860
Lineage: Eukaryota; Fungi; Ascomycota; Sordariomycetes; Hypocreales; Cordycipitaceae
Product: 60S ribosomal protein L16
Exons: 4
Coding region: 1-609 (202 amino acids)
Biological process (GO): negative regulation of translation; translation
Cellular component (GO): cytosolic large ribosomal subunit; ribosome
Molecular function (GO): mRNA binding; structural constituent of ribosome
Source: RefSeq, a predicted model, not a curated record